Molecule: messenger RNA, 1725 nt
Organism: Gongylonema pulchrum
Lineage: Eukaryota; Metazoa; Nematoda; Chromadorea; Rhabditida; Gongylonematidae
Source: the annotation of a GenBank genome assembly
AUGAAGCGAUUUUAUAGAGCUGAUGGGUUACAAAAUGCUUUGGAGGAGAAGGAGAGAGAGAUUAAGGAGCUGCGUGAGGAAAUUAGUCGGAUCACACAGGUCGCUGAGGAAGAAAAACUUAUGUGCCAGAGGGCAUUGGAGGAGAUGAAUGCUAAGCUCGCUGAAUUUGAAAAAAGUCCGAAGCAAGAAGAUAUCGAUGCUCUGGAUGCGACUAUUGAAAGCCUUCGGAAUGAAAUCAGUGAAAAGGAUAAAUGUAUCGAAAAUAUCACGAAAAGUAAAAAUGAUGCGGAACAGAGCUUGAAUGAACACAGCCAAUGGCUUCUGGAUGCCAACAGCAGGAUUGCUGACCUGGAAAAUAAUGAAAAAGACAAAGACAAGAGGAUCAAGGCCUUGCACGACGAGAUUGAGCAAUUAUCGGGAAAGGUCGUACUGGAUCUAAAAGCUGCUUUGGAAGCAGUGCAGCGGAAUGAGAAGCUUGAAAUGCCUGUUGAAGAGCUUGUUGCAAAAUUAAACGAUGCUGAGCGGGCGCUGGCCGAAAGUCCAAAACUGAAUGAUUUCCUAAGCUUAAAAGCUGAAAAUGAUGAUCUGAGGAAGAAGCUACAUGAAAAGCAAGCUUGCCUCGAGGAUCUAGAAAAGGAAAAGAAUGACGCACAGUGGCGUCUCGGUGAGCAUAUCCAGUGGUUGAAAGAUGCCAAUGACAGGGCCAAUUGGCUAGACGGCUUUGUUCAUGACAAAGAUCGAUCCAUCAGUGAAUUACAGCAGGAAAACGAGCAACUGCGACUUGAGCUGGCAAGUGCGCCAAAACUGGAAGAUGUUGGGUUAAUCAACCUGGAGGCGUCGAGUCGUGACAAGGAUGAUAUAAUUGAUGGAUUGCGCAGAGAGCUGGAAGCUCUGAGAGCUGAUGAUGCAGCACAGCUGCGCCAGAAAAUUGAUGAACUAGAACGAGUAAGAGCAGAAAAAUCAGCUAUUGAAGCGCGUGAAAAUGAUCGAUUUCAGGACGACGAUCGAAUGCGGUGCUUGGAGCAUCAGGUAAAUGACUUGAACAGAGCAGUGCUGGAGAAGGAUGAAUGUAUCGCUAGGUUGGAGAAGGAAAGAAAUGACAAGGAAUGGAGCCUUGGUGAACACCGCCAGUGGCUCAGUGACGCAAACAACAGAGCGGAUGAAUUGGCGGCAAAACUGCGAAAAGCGGAAGAUGAAUUAUCGCGUCUGGAGCACACUGAGGAACCGGAUGAAGCCGAGAAAUGCAAGGUACUAGAUCAGGAUGAGACAGUUGCUCAUUUGAAAAGCGAACUGGAGCAAAAGACUGCUGAUUUGGACAACAUUGCCAGAGAACGAAGCGAAGCUGAAUGGUACCUUGGCGAAGAGCGACAGCGACUGCGAGAUGCCAACUUGCGCAAUGAAGAACUGUUGAAAUGCUUAAAUGGAAAGGAUGAAGCACUUAACUCCUUGCAGCAGAUUAAUACAGAGUUGUAUGCGAAGCUUACGGAACUGGAGCAGAAGGUGGCGGAUGGAAUGCAGUUGCCUGUCGGUGCAGCCGAGUUCGCUGAGAAAGCCAGGAAUUCGAAACUUGAAGAAACACUGCAAACGAAGGAGACUAUUUUGAACAGUUUGAAGAAGGAAGCGAAAACGUCAAUGCUGAUUCUAGAGCAGAAUAUUGGGGUUGAGAAUCUUGAGGAGGAGUUCAGAAAGGUUUAUUUCCUGCUAAUAUUUUGUUGGUGGUCAUAG